AUGGCCGACCCAAACCCAGCUGGCGCUAGGAACUUCACGGCGGCCCUGUGGACAGCAAUCGUGUUAACAGGAACCUCACAGUGGCUCAACGAAGCCACAACAAUAGCUCCCGUGAACGACGCGUGGAAGCAAUGGCUCCUCGAAGCCGGGGCAAAGGCCCAACCCAUUGACGAACACGAGGGUCGCUUCGAAAUGCGUCGGACUUGGGGUAUCUCCCAUAGUAUACAGCGUAUGCCAACUGGGACCGACUGGCGGUUCAUUCGCGCGGCAGAUACUCCUGAGGCGAAUCAUACCAGGCGGAUCAUCAUUCGCCGGCAGAUCGGCAGCUGGGAAUACAACAAGCGACUAACAGAGAUUCUGGCCGAGUAUGCGCCCAAAACCAGGAAGCCAUAUCCAGAUGAGACGGACGAGACCAUCGAGCCAGUCGCAGCCAACAGUGCGUCGGCACAGGGGCCGUCAUCCGCCGUCGAAGCCCUCCCCAACGCACUCAACCUGGCACAUAGGGUAACAGGCCUCACUGUCAGGACAACAGCAGCUUCAAGCGCACAAACAUUUCUGUCAUCUUCGGUUGACGUAGAAAAGGCCCAUGCAUAA
This is a messenger RNA of Exophiala viscosa, 594 nucleotides long. RefSeq lists its product as uncharacterized. The transcript has a single exon. Lineage: Eukaryota; Fungi; Ascomycota; Eurotiomycetes; Chaetothyriales; Herpotrichiellaceae. Bases 1 to 594 code for a protein of 197 amino acids. The record is from RefSeq and is a predicted model, not a curated record.